Messenger RNA from Torulaspora globosa, 1479 nucleotides. It is a transcript of the gene PDE2, whose product is annotated as 3',5'-cyclic-nucleotide phosphodiesterase PDE2. Gene Ontology annotation, biological process: signal transduction. Gene Ontology annotation, molecular function: 3',5'-cyclic-nucleotide phosphodiesterase activity. The transcript has a single exon. Lineage: Eukaryota; Fungi; Ascomycota; Saccharomycetes; Saccharomycetales; Saccharomycetaceae. The record is from RefSeq and is a predicted model, not a curated record. The coding region runs from base 1 to 1479 and encodes 492 amino acids.
AUGUCUACGCUGUUCGUGGUUGGCGAGGUCGAGCGUGCAGAGGUGACACGGGCGUUGGACGCCCUGGCAGGCGUGUGUGACCGACGGGUGCAGGUGGCGGAUCUGCCGGGGCUGUUCGUUCGGUUGUACAGCGACCGGCUGGCGGGCAGCCGGUGGAACUACGAGGAGGGCGUGUCCGUGGUGGUGCACGCGGGGGGCAGCGCGGAGUCGCGCGAGCUGGACGCCACGUUCAGGGCGUUCCUGCCGGUGUUCAACCUGGUGGCGCUCGAGCAGCGCGCGGCAGCGGCACGGCUGCCGGAGCUGCUGCGGGAGCUGCCCGCACAGAACGCGGCGUGCCGCGACCGCAUCCGGCGCAUGGCGCACUGGAUGUACUACGGCGGCUCGGGCAGCUGCUCGAGCAGGGUGUACUCGAUCGUCAGACAGCUGCGGGCGACGGGCGAGCCGCGGUCCGCGGCUCGCGCGAUACCGAGCGCGGUGGAGGCGGUCGACUUUGUGUCGCUGCUGGCGGGCGCGACGCGGGGCGGCGAGCCGCGGUACUGGCGGCUAUUGUCGACGUGGGGCUUCCAGCCGCACUCUCUGGGUGCCGCCGAGCUGGUGUAUUGCGCGUUCGUUCUGCUGAGGAAGCUCUCUGCGGACGCCGGCGUCGGACUUUCGGACAACAGGCUGCUGCUGUUUCUGUUCACGCUGGAAGCGUCGUACCACCAGGUGAACAAGUUCCACAACUUCAGGCACGCGGUAGACGUGAUGCAGGCGACGUGGCGGCUGUGCGAGAACAUAAUAGACGACCGCUUGCAGGUGCUGCUGCUCUCAAUGGCCGCGAUCGGCCACGACAUCGGACAUCCGGGCUCGAACAACAUGCUGCUGACAAAGUUCGGGGCGCCCGUGGCAACGGCGUACGGCGAGUCCGUGCUGGAGAACAUGCACAAGGACUUUUUCCAGCAGCUGCUGAAGAGUCAGUGGCCGCAGCUGCUGGGGCUGAGCCAGAGUCUGUGCAAGGGAGAGUCGCAGUACAACCUGAUCGCGGAGACCAUCCUGGCGACCGAUAUGGCGCUGCAUGCGGAGUACGUGGAUAAGCUGAAGGAAAACCACAGGAUCGACAACCUGAAGAUGCUGACGUCUUUGAUCAUAAAGGCUGCCGACAUCUCAAACGUCACGAGACCGCUUGCUAUCUCUGCCCAGUGGGCGUAUCUGAUAACGCUCGAGUUCAGAGACUGCUCGUUGCUGGAGGAGUAUCAGGCGAAGGGCGACGGCGGCCAGAGCGCGCCGCAAGACGAAGAAUCCGGACAUACGAACAGCGGCCGGCUGUUGUCGCCGGACGAGUUGGUGGAUAAAUAUCCGUGCAUUCCCGGAGGUCAGAUUUUUUUCAUUGACACCUUCGCCGAACAGUUCUUCAAAGAGUUCUGCCAGAAAUUCCCGGAGUUGAACUUCCUGAUAGAUAAUGUGCAAUCGAACAAGAAGUUUUGGCUGGAAAAACUGUAG